Xyrauchen texanus (razorback sucker) is the source of this 3208-nucleotide messenger RNA. RefSeq names its product interleukin-12 receptor subunit beta-2-like. The record is from RefSeq and is a predicted model, not a curated record. Lineage: Eukaryota; Metazoa; Chordata; Actinopteri; Cypriniformes; Catostomidae. Gene Ontology annotation, cellular component: external side of plasma membrane; signaling receptor complex. Gene Ontology annotation, molecular function: cytokine binding; cytokine receptor activity. The coding region runs from base 339 to 2666 and encodes 775 amino acids. Gene Ontology annotation, biological process: cytokine-mediated signaling pathway. The transcript is spliced from 15 exons.
UAUGAGUUCAACGUGGACAGCGUUCAAGUUUCCAUGUUUGCGACUAAUCGAUUAAACGUAACAUUUCCAUAAGUAAUACAAUUUAAGGGAAUAUUAUUCCGGGAAAGAUGCCUGACCCGUCAUAUAGAAGGAUGACUUUAUUGUUAUUGACGGAUUUCUGAAAAGAAAAACAGCGAAAAAACUUUAUGCGUCAGCGGGUCAGUGAUGUUUACGUCGUCGCGAAAUAAACAAAUGCGUCAAUGAUCGCGGACUUUCCGUGACUGUGUAAUAAGUGUCAUAUGCAGUUACCAGUACGUUGCCUUAUUCUGGAAUUUUCGCGUGUGCGAAUGCCGUGAGCAAUGGGAUGGGAAAAUGUGAACUUGUAUUUGCUUAUACCGCUGUACAUAUGGAUGAACUCUCAAGCCUCAUUUGUAGUGGAUGUAAACUGCUGGUGGAAUCAGCGGUUUCCUGGGGCGGAGAAUGUGGUGUGCAACACCAGUGCACAAGGAAGCACAGACCAUUGUGAAUUCUGCCAGCUUUAUAUUAUCUUACUUGAGCAGAGACAUCAGUUACCCAGUGCCUGUGCCAAUGCCAUUCAAAAUGUUCACAUUCCUGUUGCAUCAGAACAUAUCAAAUAUAUUCGCUGUGAGCUUGAGUGCCAGGAAAAUACAGAUGGACUCUGCCACGUUACAGUAAGAGGAGGCUAUCCUCCAUCUGCACCGUCCAGCCUUAAGUGUUCUAUAGAAGAGUCUGAGGAAGGAGACAUUCAUUGCUCUUGGUCUAGAUCUAAUGAGACAAUGAUUACAACUGUUUACACCCUACACUGGCAAGAUUGUGAUGGGUAUGUUGACUCCAGAGAGAGUGAUAGUGACAAUGGAGUCAUAAAACGAGCAGAGUAUAUGAAAAACACUGACAUUAAAGUAUGGGUUACUGCCAAAAACCUGCUGGGUUCUGCACAGUCUGAAGAGUCUGUCUUCAACACAGGCCAUAUAACUCGGCCAGACACACCCUAUAUUAUUAAUCACACCUCUCAGCCACUGGAGAUCUUCUGGAAGAUGGACUGUGAUCUGUUUGGUUUCUCUGGCAUGAUGUGUCAAGUGCAGUACCAUAGACUCGAUGACAUGGACUGGACUGAGGUGGAUGAUUGUCAAGUAGCAUUUCUGCUGGUGGACCCGCAGCCAUUCACACAGUACAGUUUUCGUGUUCGCUGCUGCUGUGAAGAGGACGUUAUGAGUCACUGGAGUUCAGAGUAUAUAGUCAGAACACCCCCUGCAGCACCGGAUGGACAGAUGGAUGUUUGGAGUGACUGUGCCCCUAAUUCAAACAUGUCUUUCUGUAAUGUCUUCUGGAAGGAGAUCCCCCUGUCUCAGGCAGGAUGGGAUGUUAAUAACUAUGUAGUGACUCUGAAGCUCUACAAUGGUAAGGAGAACAAGCUUGUUACCAGGCAACGGAGAGACACUGAAAAUCAGCAUCCCGAUGAAAAGGGCUGCCAGCAGCUCGGUCAUUUGCCAUUGCAGCCGGGUGUUAUGGGAGUGUUUGUGUCAGCCAAUACUUCAAUGGGGAUGUCGGCCCCAACAUUUAUGGCAUUUCCUGUGAUGGCAGGUCAUACAACACCAGAAGUGAAUCUGAGUGUAAUAGGAGAGAACAAAAAGCUGUUUGUCACAUGGUCCGUACCUUCUCCGUUCUCGGAGAGAGUUCUGGAUUAUGUGGUGCAGCAUGUGGCUGUAGAACUACCUCACACUCCCUGCCUGAACUGGGUCAGAAUAUGCAGAACCCAGAGAUCUGUCACACUCACAGAUAAAUUAUCGAACUAUACAGCAUAUAACGUGUCAUUGUUUGCUGUCAUCAACAACCACAGCACUUUCCUCAAGUCUGCAAUUGCAUACACACUUCAAGGAGUGCCUCCUGAAGUCUCACAGUUCCACGUGAAGAACAUCUCUCACUCAUCUGUCACUCUGAUGUGGAGCCCUAUUCCUUUGCAUGAGAGUAAUGGUGUCAUCCUGCAUUACUCAAUUGGCCUCAAUGAGACAGAAGCUAAUGUGAGCAGUGACCAAACCAGUUUCCAGCUGUUAGAUCUGCAGCCAGCUCAGCAGUACCAGGCCUGGGUCAGCGCUGUGACCUCUGCUGGUGAGGGAGUGAGGAGCAUCACCACCUUCUCCACCACUGAUAAACCUGGUUAUGUUACCCCGACGCUGUUGGCUGUAUUAGUAGUCCUACCAUUGUUUGCGCUGACACUUCUCAUUUAUUUUGUUUUCCUGUUACCAACAUGGUGUUUUCCAAAGAUUCCAGACCCCUUAAACAGUAAAUCGUUUAAACAUGCACACUUGCAGCAUGUGUGGCCUGGCCAUUGUCAUCCCUCAGAAUUAUCUAUAAAGAUCUCUGAGCUGGAGAUCGUGGAGAACCUUGUUCCCACCACAAAUGCCUAUCCCUCAGAAACUGAACUAAUAGAUGUGGAGCCCCAUCAGAAACAGAUAGCUGAUGGAGCGCACAGAAAAGAUGGAGAUUUCAUUCAGCGGCUGGAGUCUGAGGAGUCAAACGGAAGACGUGUUUCAGAGCAUAAUGGUUGGACAAAGAACUACAGUAAAAUUGUGGACACUGAUGAGGAGAGUGGUGAUGAGGAUUGGGAGAAGCAAAAAUGUUUCUCGGACUAUGAGACGCAUUUUAUGCCGUCUGUUGAGGCAAAUUAACUAUGACUUUUCACACUUGUGUGAACUGUACUGAAGUGCCUGAAAAAAUUAUCAUAAUUGCAAUUGUGGUGCUGAAGAACAAGUUGUGUAUUUUACUUUUUAUUAAUAUCAAGGUUCACAUGGUUCUGGAAAUAUCAGGGAAUUUUAAAAUGGAAAAGUCAUGUAAAUUAUUUAAAUCUUAAAAAGUCAUGAAAAGUUCUGUAUUUAAAAUUCAUUUUUCUAGUUAAACUCUGCUCUAAAAAUGUAAUUGGCUAUAAAUUGCUCUUUGUGAGAGUGGUCGCUUAAUCCUUAUACAGUCAUUUGGAAAAUUAGAAAAGUCAUAGAAGCAUCAUGGACAAUAUUUGGUCAAAAUGUGUGGAAAUCCUGAAUUAUGAAAAGAUACACAUAUGCAGAAUUAGCACACAAUUUGAGGUUUACAAUUAUCCAAAAUGCUCCAUACUAGCUCCAACAUAGAAAUAACAAAAGACGUUUACAGGUAUAUACACAAUUUACAUGUACGUGGACAAAUAAUUCAUUCUAAAACUGUAUAUAAUAAAAAUGUU